Homo sapiens (human) is the source of this 2279-nucleotide messenger RNA. RefSeq names its product gap junction protein beta 7 (gene GJB7). NCBI's taxonomy places the organism in Eukaryota, Metazoa, Chordata, Mammalia, Primates, Hominidae. Gene Ontology annotation, cellular component: gap junction; connexin complex; plasma membrane. The transcript is spliced from 3 exons. Gene Ontology annotation, biological process: cell communication. Bases 347 to 1018 code for a protein of 223 amino acids. The record is from RefSeq and is marked validated.
GGGGAGGAGCCAAGAUGGCUGAAUAGGAACAGCUCCGGUCUACAGCUCCCAGAGUGAGCAACGCAGAAGAUGGGUGAUUUCUGCAUUUCCAGUCGAGGUACCGGGUUCAUCUCACUAGGGAGUGCCAGACACUGGGCGCAGGGCUGAAAAAGCACGAGUGUCCGCACUAUGACAAAAGAAAAGCGGCGUCUCCUCAAAACACCACCAUGUUCCCCUAUGAGUCUGGUGAGCCAAGACACUAAGAAACUGCAGGAAACGAGAGAGUUCUCGGGGUGGGGGUGUCCAUGGAUGAAGCACCGAACAAACUGGAGCCCGCAAGAGUCUUGCCUUCUUUUGAGCCUAAGUCAUGAGUUGGAUGUUCCUCAGAGAUCUCCUGAGUGGAGUAAAUAAAUACUCCACUGGGACUGGAUGGAUUUGGCUGGCUGUCGUGUUUGUCUUCCGUUUGCUGGUCUACAUGGUGGCAGCAGAGCACGUGUGGAAAGAUGAGCAGAAAGAGUUUGAGUGCAACAGUAGACAGCCCGGUUGCAAAAAUGUGUGUUUUGAUGACUUCUUCCCCAUUUCCCAAGUCAGACUUUGGGCCUUACAACUGAUAAUGGUCUCCACACCUUCACUUCUGGUGGUUUUACAUGUAGCCUAUCAUGAGGGUAGAGAGAAAAGGCACAGAAAGAAACUCUAUGUCAGCCCAGGUACAAUGGAUGGGGGCCUAUGGUACGCUUAUCUUAUCAGCCUCAUUGUUAAAACUGGUUUUGAAAUUGGCUUCCUUGUUUUAUUUUAUAAGCUAUAUGAUGGCUUUAGUGUUCCCUACCUUAUAAAGUGUGAUUUGAAGCCUUGUCCCAACACUGUGGACUGCUUCAUCUCCAAACCCACUGAGAAGACGAUCUUCAUCCUCUUCUUGGUCAUCACCUCAUGCUUGUGUAUUGUGUUGAAUUUCAUUGAACUGAGUUUUUUGGUUCUCAAGUGCUUUAUUAAGUGCUGUCUCCAAAAAUAUUUAAAAAAACCUCAAGUCCUCAGUGUGUGAGUGCCACAGCCUCAGAUAUGUUGAAUGUGGUAGGAGAGGGACCCCUCCCCUACUCCAGAAUCUUCACACUUGGCCAUAAACACACUCCCUCUACCUGAAGCAAAGCUACUCUGUGACACACAAGAGGGUUAAACAAAGAAAACCUGCAUCCCUCCUCAGCAAGGCCUAAGCUGAGUUGGAAGACAAAGCACAUCAGCCUUAGUAUCAUUUGGGAGGAAUUUUUUUACAUUGUCAAUAUGCUUUCAGUUAUGAGCUCUAGACAGAGGUCUCAUUGUUUUGUUGUAGGGUUCUCCAGUAUGUGGAUAACAUUAGUUGUUUUAGAAUAGGUAAUUGCAAAUUAGUCUGAAGAAAUCUAACAGGAUUCUUUUAAGAGCUUAGAUUUUUCAGGGAAAAAAAAAAAAAAAGAAACCCUGUGUCAGUUUUCUGUUUUUUCUAACUAUCUCAUUACAAUUGGUGCACAAUGAACUGGAAAAUAUAAAAAGUGACACUUUAGGCAAAUGUGAUGGCCUCCGAGCUGAAAUGAAGGAACUGGCAAUCUUUCCAAAGUGGCAGCCAAGGCCCCACUCCCUGUCCUACUCAAUCUCUGCAGGGAAAAACUGUGGGAUAGGAUAGCAGCCAGCUGGGGACACACAGAGGAACAUUCAACAGGAAGGUCCCGCCUAGGGAAAAGGCCACAGAGCCCAGGCCUCUUGCCGAUUCAGGGAUCCUUGGAUAUAAGUGGAUUAGAGGAGAGGGAGGAAAGCUAUCAUUUCAGUGGUCUCCAAAUCAAGUAGAAAUAUUACUGGGAGGUAUCCCACUUAAGCCUGAACCAGCAGACAUCCGAAAGGGUCACUCUAGAGUCAGAAAGGAAAGCAGGUCCCCCAGAAGGCAACACAUUGAUAGGAAGUGGAGGCCACAGAAAAAGAAUGUGCCCACUUGAUAAUUACUUAAGACUUCUAUUUAACCAAAAGAACAUUGAAAUACUUUGUAAAUAUUCAUAUUGUUGAACCUUUCAUAAUCAGGAAUUCACUAUGUACUAUACUGUAAGUCAUAGUUCGCCUAUAAUUUACUAGUAUAUCUCCCUCUAGGACAGAUAGUAAAAUGUGUACUAUGUUGUUACAGUGGUGCAAAAAUGUUUUAAAAGUUUAUCACUUGUUUUGAAGACUAGAACUUUCUUUACUUUUCUAUAUUUUCUUAGCAAUUCACAGAUAUGUUCUCUUUGGAUUUAGUACUUUAACAUAUGUACAUUUCUUCAGAAUAAAAAUAAGGGUAUUUCACAAUG